CCCAUUCUAAAAAACAAACAUCUUUAGUUUCUGUGGGAAAUGGGUUGUGUUUCCUCGAAUUUGCUGAACCAGGAGGACGAGUUCACUCAACUCGGCAGCACAGCACUGGGUCAGCACAUUGUAUCCCUUACUUCCACAACGUAUGGGUUACUCAACCUGGAUCCGCCGCCUCAAUCCACUACUACGCCGCCCACCCCACCGCCUCCUUUCACCCUCGGAUCCAACUUCAGUGAGUCCAAGUCACUUUGGUCAGAACCUAGACCCGUCCCUUCCCGACCCGAGAUCCGUAACUCCCGGGAACUCAUAUCCAGCCUCGAUGCAGAUAGCUUCCGCCUCUCCCCGUUUCUCAAAAGAGAAAGUCUUUCGAAACCGCCGGUUUCACGGGCUUCGCUAAUGGAUAAAUUCCAGGCCGACACCUUCAGUUUCCCAAACACCCCAUUUUCCCCAAAAGAAAACGCUGAUCCUAAUUUAAGCAAAAGCACCACCUUCUCCCGUUCUUCCCUGCAAAAGAAAUUCGAAUCCGGAAAUGACAGCGCCUUGGAACCGUUACUCAUUGACAAGUUCGAGCAAAUGUGCCCGCCUAACGGGGGAAACAGAGUUGUGAUUUAUACGACGACGUUGAGGGGAAUCCGUAAAACAUACGAAGACUGUAAUGCGGUUAGAUCAGCAAUUCAAAGUUUCGGGAUUGUGAUUUGCGAACGGGACAUUUCUAUGGACCAAGGGUUCAGAGAAGAGUUCAGGGAAUUAAUGAAAGGAAAAGAGAAAGAGUUGACGAGCAAAAUGACGCCGCCCCGAGUUUUUAUUAAAGGGUUUUACAUUGGGGGAGCAGAGGAAGUUAUGAGGAUCAUUGAUGAAGGUUGGUUUGGUGAAUUGCUUGAAGGCUUGCCGAAGAAAAGAGCAGGGGAGGUUUGCCAUGGCUGUGGAGAUGUGAGAUUUUUGCCGUGUUUUCGGUGCAAUGGCAGCUGCAAGAUGGCCGUGGAGGGGCAGAGGACGGUGGUGGUCAGGUGUACUGAGUGUAACGAGAAUGGUCUCGUGCAUUGCCCCGUUUGUAGCUGAUAAACUGUGGGGUGAUCACUUCUGGUAUAUUUAAUAAUUAUCAAUGUUGAAGAGCUUGAUUUCAUGCUUUAAAUGGUUUACCUUAUUUGCUGCUAUUUCCUUUGAUAAAAUCUUUGUUU
Hibiscus syriacus is the source of this 1175-nucleotide messenger RNA. RefSeq lists its product as uncharacterized. The coding region runs from base 40 to 1056 and encodes 338 amino acids. The record is from RefSeq and is a predicted model, not a curated record. Lineage: Eukaryota; Viridiplantae; Streptophyta; Magnoliopsida; Malvales; Malvaceae. The transcript has 2 exons.